Molecule: messenger RNA, 1746 nt
Organism: Annulohypoxylon truncatum
Lineage: Eukaryota; Fungi; Ascomycota; Sordariomycetes; Xylariales; Hypoxylaceae
Product: SGNH hydrolase
Exons: 1
Coding region: 502-1314 (270 amino acids)
Biological process (GO): triglyceride catabolic process
Molecular function (GO): triacylglycerol lipase activity
Source: RefSeq, a predicted model, not a curated record
ACACAAUUUCACAUAUUCGCAACAAAUGCUAUAGGCGGUGUGACUCGCGACAAUGCUCACAUCUCCUCAUUGGCCCAUAUUACGAAAUACCAUACUACCGAACUCUGCAAACCGAGGGGUCCCGGCAAAAUAAACGCCUAGACCAGGCAUAUUAUUAGAAAAAAGGGGGGAGGGGCAGAAAAGAAACUCCCCAGAUCUAGCAUCGACGCUGUCUUACACUACCCCAAAAAUCACCCGAACCCCAACCCCAAAAUAUAACUCGUCAUCGCAAGUCCGUUUGUUGCCUUUUGUCAACUUGUCUCACCUACGCAAUCACCAACGGAACCUAAAUCCCGAAACACAACAACACAUCCCAACUAGUUCGGAUUAGAUACUUACUUAAUUUCGUGCGCAAUUGCCUAUCGUCUCUAAUCUCCCGCACCAGAAUUCCUCGGCGGCCAACCCCAGCCGCCCCCCUCCCCCCCAAAACCCAUUAGCUCCUCCCCCUCCCGCCGGACCAGCAUGCCCCUCCGCAUAGCCAGCCUGGGCUCCUCCUUCGCGGCCGGGCCCAGCAUCCCGCCGUGCGUGGACGAGGACGCGGGCCGCUCGGGCGCCAACUUCGCGUGCCUGAUCCAGCAGCGCGUGCCGGGGUCCUCGCUGACCGACCUCACCGUCUCGGGCGCCGUGCUGCCGAACCUGACGACGGAGCCGCAGGAGCGGGGCAGCCGCGUUUUCCCCCCGCAGAUCGAGGGCCUGCCCGCGGACGCGGACCUCGUGUUCGUGCUCGGCGGCGGCAACGACAUCGGCUACGUCGGCGGCAUCUUCGAGGACACGCUCAACGCGUCCUGGCUCGGCGCCGUCGCCCUGAAGAUCCGCGGCACCGGCGGCGCCCCCGUGUCGACUGCGGACCUCGACGUCGACGGGCUCGCGGAUAGGUACGCCGGCGUGCUCGACGCGAUCCACGCCAAGGCGCCCCGGGCCCAGGUCCUCGUCGUCGAGUACCUGACGCUGCUGGGCUCGCACGUGCGGGCCGGCAAGGACGUGCCGUUUGGCGAGGACCGCGUCGCGCACCACCGGGCGGUCGGCGCGCGGCUUCUAGAAGCCACGGCGAAGGCGGUCGAGGGCCGCGGCGACUGGUGCCACGUCGUAUCCGUGGGCGCGCCGAGCGAGGACCACGCCAUCGGCGCCCCCGAGCCCUGGGUCUCCGGCUUCUCGUGGAAGCUGUUCUACUCCGGCGGCGCGUACCACCCCCGCGCCGAGGGCAUGAAGGCCGUCGCCGACCUGAUCUACAAGAAGCUCGUCGAGCUGAAGAUUGUGGACGAUGGUGAGCUGUGAUGGUUGGCGAGGUGGGGCUUAGGCGUGACUUCGUUAGGUAUAGGCAAGUUUAGGUGUCGAGGUAUCUACACCGUGAGGACUUGAGCCGAAUUUGAGUGAUAUGACGUUAAAGACUCCGGCUUGGAGAAUGCCGUGGGGUAGAAUAUUGCAUGAAGAUGAAACGGGAUAGUACCUGCAUGUAAAUCAUGAGUGGUUUAUAUUGAAUCUUGGAUAUGGUAGAGAUCAUAGGGUCGGAAGAAUGACAUAGCUAGGUGCAUAGGUAUGAAGCAUAGAAUGUACAAACACUCGAAAUAGUUGUGGUUGCGUGGGUAUGCGAGAGCUCACUACUGAAGUAUAUUGAUGAAAAUCUACAUAUUCCCAAACCGUUUAAAAUGACCGGGCUAUUCAUACUCUUCUAUUAGACAAGUCUUUUCAUUACCUAUAGAAUCAAUC